Chroicocephalus ridibundus (black-headed gull) is the source of this 8965-nucleotide messenger RNA. RefSeq names its product VAMP associated protein B and C (gene VAPB). Bases 254 to 985 code for a protein of 243 amino acids. The record is from RefSeq and is a predicted model, not a curated record. NCBI's taxonomy places the organism in Eukaryota, Metazoa, Chordata, Aves, Charadriiformes, Laridae. Gene Ontology annotation, biological process: endoplasmic reticulum membrane organization. Gene Ontology annotation, cellular component: endoplasmic reticulum membrane; plasma membrane. The transcript is spliced from 6 exons. Gene Ontology annotation, molecular function: FFAT motif binding.
GCCCCGCGCCCCGGCCCCCGGCGAGCCGCCGCCCGCCCCGGCCCCUCUCCGCUCCCGCCGCACCGCUCCCUGCUCGUCCCGGCCCCGCUCCGUCGCUCCCUGCCCGUUCUGGGGCCGCUUGGCGGGGGGUUAAUAAACCAGCCGGGCGCACCCCCCCCUUCCCCCCCCGCCUGCCUCCCUCCUCCCCCCUUCCUUCCCCUCCCGCCCAGGCCCUUCCUCUCUCCGCCGGGCGCCGCCGCCGAGGAGGAGGAACAUGGCGAAAGCGGAGCAGGUCCUCAGCCUCGAACCGCAGCACGAGCUCAAGUUCAAAGGUCCUUUCACAGAUGUUGUCACUACAAACCUGAAGCUGGGCAAUCCUACAGACAGGAAUGUGUGCUUCAAAGUUAAGACCACAGCACCACGUAGAUACUGUGUAAGGCCUAACAGUGGAAUUAUCGAUGCAGGAACAUCAAUUAAUGUUUCUGUGAUGCUACAGCCUUUUGACUAUGACCCUAAUGAGAAAAGUAAACACAAGUUUAUGGUUCAGUCUAUGUUUGCUCCAGCUGAUACUUCAGAUAUGGAAGCAGUAUGGAAAGAAGCAAAACCAGAAGAACUCAUGGAUUCGAAACUUAGGUGUGUGUUUGAGCUACCAGCAGAAAAUGAUAAGCCUCAUGACAUAGAAAUAAAUAAAAUUGUAUCCACAAGUGCAACAAAGACAGAUUCCUCUGUAAUGUCUAAAUCAAUAAGUUCUUCUUUGGAUGACACUGAAGUUAAGAAAGUAAUGGAAGACUAUAAGAGGCUUCAAGUAGAAGUUCAGAGGUUACGGGAGGAGAAUAAACAGUUUAAGGAAGAAGAUGGACUGCGGAUGAGGAAGGCACCCCAGACAAACAACCCAAUAUCUGCUUCUGCAGCUGCUGUCAAGGACGAAGGGCUCAGCUCCAGACUACUUGCUUUGGUGGUUUUGUUCUUUGUCUUCGGUGUAAUUAUAGGAAAAAUAGCCUUGUAGAGGCAGCAUGCUGGAAAUUGUAAAUUGGUUUGAUGGUUCUGCCAUAUCAUUGGAUUAAAUUUAUUCAUAACAAUGUUUAAAAAAAAAAUUAAUGUAUGACAUCUCACAGGUCUUGCCUUUAAAUUACCCCUGCACAAAUACUAUGUAACAUAAUCUAGAAGGUUUAAAAUGUACAAUGAGGGAAUGAAUGAAUAUCCUUCAGUAAUGAAAGGGGGGAGAGAAUCAUGAUUUAACACUACAAUGGAAUAUUGUAUAUGUCAUUUUAAACAUUCUUAGACCCUGCUACAUGUUGCUGAAUUACCUCUUUUAAAAAAAAAAAAAGAAAAAAAAAAAGGAAAAAUAGAAAAAAAAAAACCUAUUCCUCCACUGCUGGAGCUGGCCCUAUUGGAUGUUUGGAGCUGGGUUAGGCAGGAGGUGUUGAUAAAUUCUGUAAAAUACGUUAAUCCACCAUUCUGCUCAUAAAUUUAACAGUUUCUGUCAGUGUCUUCAACUCUGUGCAAGUUACCAAUUUCUUGGCACUUAAAUGAAUAGUGAGAAGCUGAAAAGAAUUGUAUGUGGCAAUGCUGAAUGUGCUAGGCAUCGUUAAGAGGCAUAUAUUGACUGGUAUGAUGCUCAUUCGGAAUAAAGGUCAAUGCCUUGUUCUCAUAAAGGGACCAAGCUACAUUGCUGUUGGUUCAUUUAGUUGAAUUGAAGUGUUAUUCAGAGAUGUUUAAUGCAUAUUUAACUUAUUUAAUGUAUUUCAUCUCAUGUUUCCUUCUUGUCACAAAAUUGACUAAUACAAUAUGGUAUGAAAAGGCACCUGUUUAAAGCCAGUGACUAGAACUAAAAAUUUGCUGCUGUAGUGACGCAAGAUUCUUCUGCCUCCUGGUGUUUUGGGCACUACACAAUUGUUGGGAGUUUUGAUCAUCUGAGCAUUGGAGAAACAGUGGUCAGGAAACUGUUUUUGUAUGUAAAUAAGUCUAUCUAGGGGAAAAAACAUUAGUAGUAAACUAGUCCUAUGCCGUAAAAGACCAAUCCUGUUUGACUAUGUAGCAUCUUAAAAAAAGAAAAAAAAAAAAGAAAAGAAAAAUUAAAUAAAGCCCCCAAAUUAAUGUUUCCUUUGUUACUUUUGUCAUGUGCUCACAGUUAGAGGGGAGGAGGAAACAGCGUUGUCUGUCAGUUUAGUUUGUUUAUGGCCUAAGGAGACUUGCAGCCUUGUUUGAGGAUGAUUUUUUUUUUUUCCAGCCUAAUUUUAAAAUCAAUCCAAACCAGCCCAUCGUGAGCCUGAUAGGCCUCAGUGCUGUUCAAGGUAACCACGCUGGCUGCUGAGGGACAAGGUAACUUCCCAUUUUUCAGGUUAGUUUGGUUCAGUAGUUAAGAUGCUUGAUAGCAUACUGAAAGUAAGGGUAAGGUGAUUUUGUUUCUAAGCGUACUUUUAGUACAAAAUACGUAAACUCAGUGUGUUUUAACAUGUGGAACUUCAGUAGAUGAAAUGGCUUUUGAGCAGGUAAAUUCCUGUAUAUUCUGAGAUGGUGGGUCCAGAAACCACUGGCGAUAGAAGUUUUUGCAAGAGCUUUCAGGAUUACGGGGCUUCUUCCAUUCCUUUGUUAUUCCUGUGAUUUCCCAAGAAGGCUGUUUGGGCUGCAGCCUGUCUGCUACACCCGUUGACCUUUCCGUUUGCUCCACUUGUGUCUCAAGGGUUUCCUGCUUUACCAGUGCAGAGCAGCGAAAUUUUAUGGGAGGUUUAAUAAGAAAAUAAGAGAAAAAAAAAUCUUAACUGGUGUGUUCUGCUUAUGAACGCAAAUCUGGAAGUACUUCUAGAAGAUUCAACAAAAAAUGAGAGGUGAAUCUGUAGCAUUUUAAAAUGCUAGUGCCUUGUCUGCUCAGGAGGGAAGUGGCGAAGCAAUGGAAGUGCCUGUGAAGGGCAGAGCAUGGGAGAUGAGCUGGAAAGAAUGAAGCAGUGAGCUCAGCGUGACAGAUUGGGCAGACCUGAGCAAGAAGAUGGUACUUCCUGGGCAGUAGAAGCUAAUGAAAACUUUUACAUGCAACACUUUAAAAAACCUUUUCAGAGAGACAAGGUUGUAAGUGAUGUUGCAAAAUUUAGUUUUCAUGGCUUUGAAGAAUAUGUUUGAGAAAGCCUUUACUGAAGGAGACUGAACUAUGCAGUAUUGUUUUAGGAGGCUGUAAACACCUUGAUGUCACUAAAAAUGAGUUAUCAGAAGAGCUAAAUUCCUUAUUUGCUUUUUUUAAAAAAAAAACAAACAACUUUUUUUGAGUGCCCUGAAAAACAGUUUCAAAAAAGUUUGUUUCAAAAAAAAUUGCUGCCUUUGCAGGGUAAGGGGGGAGGAUCGAAGCUUUAAAUGGGUCUCUUGUGAGUAUAUCUGCAAUAAUGUUUCAGGCAAGCUUUACACACGCUCUUAGCUACCGCAGUUGACUUUGCUGGCUCAGGCAGCUCCCCGAUCAAGGGGAAAUCCAACAGAAUGUCCUCCUUCCGAUGUUCAGUAGUCACUUUGUGAUCUGUGACAACCUGGGACUUGAACAAAGUUGUUCCUGUUGUUUGCACUCCAGGAUUAUAAAGAGGUCCCAGAAAAACACUCGCAUGCUCUGCUCAAUGCCUUACAAGCGCGUGGUUAAGGAGACCAACACACAAAGGACCUUGGUUAAGGAUCUGUUGGUCACAACUACGGACUGCACCCUCAGCCCUAAACAAGACUCAAAUUAACUUCUUAUAUUUUGGAACUUAACAAAAUUCUGAGGUCUUUCCUAAUCAUUGCCGACAACAGCCUGAGCAGACAGUAGCACUGAAUUGUCUGGAUAAUGCGUUGCUUUUCCUGAGCCUAAAAUAAAAUGACUGAUCAGUGGAACCCCUAUUACCUGUCUGUCUGAUGGCACCCUUUCAUAUGCAGCAGAAAGAAAAACUAAGGGUGUUUUUUCUUCCAAGGUUCCUAAAAGGCCAGUCUGUAGAUACAUUGCAAAAAUAUAUUGGAUGGAUGUUCUUAAGCCACCUGGAUCUCUGUAUGUUGUUCCUUACAUGAUGACACCAGAACAAACGUUUUCAUUAAGUGUUCACAGAAAGGGAAUUAUUCUGGAGGGCAUUGUAUAUCUUAGGAAGUUGUGCAUGAAACAUAUAGUUUCUAAAUAAGAUUAUUGUCUGGUGUCCUCACACAACACCAGAUACUAGAAAACUUUAAUUGAUACAUGAUAGUACAAAUCAAGUUAAUCUGAUUAUUGUCCCUGCUGUUCUUCUAAGAUACCCACCUGCGUAUAUGUUUACUGUUAAUUUUUGUAAAAGCCAGCAGAGGCUGCUUAGGUAGUGUUCACUUGGUGGAGCUUUACAGUCCUGUCUUCACUUUGGGCAAAUUUGGAAUAAAUAGGUAUCUGAAAUGUCUUGAAGCCUAGUACUGGGAAAUGAAUGGAAGAUGGUUUCUACUGUUUUCAUGUAGUUAUCCACAUCCUAAAGCAAAUCCUCCCUGCACGAAUGAUCACAACUAUUGCUCUGCGGUGGCGGUUGGCGACUGUGACUGCACAACUCUAACAAUUGCACAUGCAGGCUGGGCACCGCGAUUCAGGUUACUGUGGAAUUGCCGUAGGGAUCAGAGCGCGAUAAUACUGCGUGUGGAGAGGGAUCAAUGUACCGUGCUGGAAUUUUCUAAAAAUACAGGAUUGUAAUAGCGGGACGGUGGUAUUCCAUGUUACUUUUUUCUCCUGAAAUGCUGUUAGUGGGAUAAAGUUGGAACCUCACUUUGAAAAUCGCUUGAGUUUCUUCUCACCAAUAAACUAUGAAGGGUUUCUAUUCGCUGCACAUGUAAACUUGCAAUUCUUAUUACAAUCUUGACUUAGCAUAUUUACACAGUGGUGUGCACACAAAAAUGGUUCGUUAACGUCUUAAGAUACUUGAUGUUGCAGUUGCCUAAUGAAAGAAGACUCUGUCAUCCCUUUUCUUUGGAAAAUGUGAUUGACACUUUCAUCUCUUAAUUGGAAUACUUCCUUAAUUCUUGGGCACGAUAGUGACUUAACUGCAGUAGUCUACGUGAUGUCCUGAAAUGCCGUAUCCUGAGUUCUGUUUUCUAUAUAAAGCAACUGAGAAAAAAACACAGCCCAAAGCCCCUGUAUUUGAAAUUAAAGGCCAUGUAAAGCAAGCUCUCUGAACCGUGUGUUCGCGGUGGCUGCGGUGCAGCUGCGAUAGCGCUUCACAGCAGCGCCGGGGCUGGGGGGCCGCUCGCUGCUCAUCUGGGGAGGGUCGGCACCCAGUGCUCACAUCCCCGCACGAGCAAGUCAAGAAGGGGCAGGGGGUGAGUUAGUUCCAGGCUACGCAUUUGAGAUCUCUUGGGGUUUUUUUGUUCGGUUUUUUUUGAGUCAGAAACACUGAUGUAAAAAGAAGAAAGUAAUCUGUACAGGAGCGAGACUAGUUCAAUACCAUAUGUGGAAGUUACUAUUUCUUAUAAUCAGAUACAUAUCUACAAAUUUAAUCUACUGAUGAGAAAAUACUUGUAUAAAGCAAUGUUUAGGCAUUUUAGAAGGAAAAGCAACUACUGAGCAAGGCUGCUUGCUCGUAUUGGGAUGAAACCUCGCUGUUCUCUAGAUAUACUUGAUGAAAAGAUGACAGUGGGAUACAGUGCUAGUGUAAAUAACCUGCUAGAGUUAGAUAAAUAGUGGGAUUUAUUGUUCAGGCAGGGCAGUGCUGAUCUUCUGGCCGUGUCCAAUUAAGAUGUCCUUGUGUUACGCUGACAGCUUCAUGUGGACUGAACGACUUCGUCUAACGGGCGUCAGUGCUGAAGUGACGUUACUCAUUGUGCUGUUACUGACUUUUAUUUUCAUUAGCUGCAGAAGACAAAGUAACCGUGUGUUUCCACUACUCAGAUCUGCUUAACUAUAGAAUUUGUUUGUUUUAUUAAUGGGUUGUAGAUUAUUUUUUAAAAUAACACAAGAGCCAGCCAGAAAUCUUCACGUAAUACUCUAAUAAGCAUGCAUGUGCACACUUCCAAAAUGACUAUCUGCUUCUCCUUUACUCCACCGUUUCCUGGGCCUUCAUGUCCUUCUGCAGAACCACUGUCACAUUUGUACUUUGAGGAGUAAACCUUCACUGAACUUUCGUGUAGAUCGCUUUUGCCUCUCAGUCCGGGCCCGAGUUUGUCCUGAAGCGUCUGCGUGAGUGAAAACUGCAGAAGGGAACUGCGAGUCUGCAAGCACAGAAACAAGGCUGCUUUUCCUUGAAGCAAACUUGAACUUUGGAUCUUUUCUCCUAUGAUCUGUCAUUAGAAAAUGGCCUUUUCCAGAUGGCAAAACAAAAGAAGUUAAGAAAACAAAUGAAUUAAGAACUAAUUGAAGCCACGUAUUACAAGUUGACAUUCUACAUCUGGCAUUUCUGUUUAUGUUUCUGCAUUGGUACUUUUCAUUCUUAUUUAACGAGUUUCUAAUUUUGUGAUAUCUUUUUUCAAGAUUUUGAAGUGCCUAUGACGACCUGAAGAACAGCCCGUAGUAAAGUAUUGUUUCCAGUUUAGCUGUACUUCAUUUUUUUUAAUCAAAUCUUUUUCUGCAGUGGAUAAACUCACAAGAUUAGAAAAGCCUCUUGAAGUCUCCCUCAUGUUUGAGUUGGCAAGAUUCCCACACAUAAUUAUCCACAUGCAACUACUUUUAAAGGACCUUUAUUAAGGCUGAACCAAGCCAAGCGCUCAGAAGGCAGGCAGGACCUGCUCUGCCUCAGCGUGGCCGCUGUUUGCGGGGAGGUGGCGGCGCGCGCCCAGCCCUCGGCGCGGGGCGGAAGGUGGGCCCAGGGGAGGCUGGCGCCGCCCAGCUCCCUGCGCCUGACCUCCUACCAUAACCUCGUGAGCUCUCUUAAGAUACGUAUAAUUUGGUUUUUAAAAGUUGAACUUGAAAAAUGGCGUUGUGGGUGUAACCCACGUCUGUGUCAGGAUCGAAUCCGUUAUGUUCGUGUACGGACGCCCGGUCGUGGCCUAGGCAUCCGAUGUCGCGGUGAGUAACCUUGAGCUGAAGCAGGAGUUUUUGAUUUCCCUGGGAGGCUGCACAGAAGUGUGAGCACAGCCAGGGAUUUUUGCUUCAGUUUUGAGCCUGAAAGCGUUUCUGUGAAGGCCGCAGCUUCUCCUGCCCAGUUUCUUUUCUGAUCUGUUCUGCCUGAGCUGUCAAAUCUCACUCCGUUCUCCCUCAGCGCUGUGGUUCAACCCCAGUCAUCCUCGUUUGCUCGCUGCUCCUUGGCGCAAAGGAACCGACGUUCAGACGAGCGUCUUUAAAUGGUUUUCCUUCUCUGCUGCCUGCUUAUUUUCCGUCUCGGUCUCUUCCUUCCCGUGCCCCCCCAGUCUCGCCCGCCCGGGCUGCCUGUCCCGGCCACGGGGGUGUCCCUGUGCGGCUUCUCCGGCCCGGCACCCGCUCACCUUCUGCUGCCUCGUCCCUCAAACCUGCUCCUUCCUCCUCUGCACUCGCUGCAGAGUUUGUCACCAUCUCCUUUGUGCCUCCAGCGCUUUGCUGCUGCUCCAGUGUGGCACAUUCGUUUCUAGUCAACAGCAUGCUUUUAUAUUCAGCGUGGCUUGUUCAUCAAAUGAAGCACUAGCUCAACACUGUUAAUAUAUCCAGCAGUGUUUUUAAACUUUUUUGUGUGUUUUGUUUAAGAGUUGUUUGGGAAGUCUAGACUGCAAAAUACAUUCUAAGGCAUUUUACACAGGGGGGCAUGAAGGUGGCUAAUUGGAAAAAUAAGUUGCUGUUAAUUGAGCUGUGAAGAGGAGAUCAGACCCACGACCAUGUUUGUCCGGCAAAGUCAGCUCAUGCUUUGAAUUUCCCUGCCUGCUGAAGAAGCAGGAAAUUGCUGAGGCAACAGGAGUAGCUUAAUGGUAUUAAAGAAGGCACGAAAGACUCCCUGUAGGAAGCGACUAAACGCAUUCUGAGCAUUUGAACGUUAUUUUUUUUUUCUUCUUCUCUGCUUCUUGGAGUGAAAAGUAUCAUAUAAGAAGUGAAUGGGGAAGAGUUUUCCAACUCUUGUGUGCCUGUUACCGCUGACUUUCAGGUACUGACCUGCCACUGCAUCUGUUACCGUGGUUUUUCUUCACAGGUACAAUAUAGAGGUACGUAUUUUACAGCUGAAAGGAAUCCAGUAGUUAUGACUAAUGUUUGGUUGUGUCCCAGACCUGCUUUUCUAAUGCAGCGUUAGACAUGCAACAUGAAGUUUAUUUGGGUUUGCCUCGCUUAUGUCAGAUAAACGCAUCGCAGAAGUAGAAGUUGGUGGUUGCUGUGGAAUCCCGAUUACACUCGAGCGAGGCAUAGAGCCAUGCAAGCUGCUAGUGAAUGUAACUGGUGCUUCAGAAGGGCAGAGCUGAGCAAAUUUCCUAUCAAAUCUGGGAGUGAAGAAAAAAUCAGAUGGAACACUGAAUUAGAAUUGGUGGGUUUCUAAGUGAAAGCUACUAAAUGGGCAAAAUCCCAAGAAUUUUGCAAUCGAGAUGGGGGACAACUCUAGCUAACAGUCCACCCUGUUUCGGUGAUAAAAUGAAGGGAAAAAUUAGAUGUAAAGUAAUACAAAACAAAAAGGGAAGCAGACAGCAAUCAACUCAAAAUGAGCAUUAUGUAGAAAAUUAACACAGAAAGCAAUAGCCAAAGGAAGACAAAAAUGCAUGGGUGGGAGUGCCUGAGGGUGAUGGAGAGCUGAAGUUCAGAGGAAAUCUUUGCGGUAGGACACGGACCGUUACUAGGUGCAGGUGGUAAAACUGCUAGUGAUGAUGUCAGAGAACUGGAAAGGUGAUGUCAUUCAUUAGUAAUGCUUAAUAUUUUUAAAUUCAGUAGGUCUAGAAGCCUCGUGUCAGUAGUUGUAAGGGAGGUGCCUGGGGCAGUCUGUGCCCUGCGGAUGAGGAUGGCGAACGGGACAGGGCUGCCCGGGGACGGGCUUGGGAAAGGAGAUAACGAAGGAGCGUGAUGUGCCUCUUCAUUCUGCCUUUGUUUUUCAGUUGGCUUUGGGAUUAGUGUGAACCGAGUGUAUCUGGGCCCCUGCAAAGCUUGCUG